This is a messenger RNA of Spinacia oleracea (spinach), 2225 nucleotides long. RefSeq lists its product as uncharacterized. Gene Ontology annotation, biological process: glucan catabolic process. Gene Ontology annotation, molecular function: beta-glucosidase activity. The transcript is spliced from 10 exons. The coding region runs from base 199 to 2088 and encodes 629 amino acids. NCBI's taxonomy places the organism in Eukaryota, Viridiplantae, Streptophyta, Magnoliopsida, Caryophyllales, Amaranthaceae. The record is from RefSeq and is a predicted model, not a curated record.
UCAUGCUACUGCCGCUAAUAUAUCCCAUACCAUUACCAAUUUACCAUCCCAACUAAAUACGGAGUAGUCAUACAGACUACUCAUUCAAUCUCCCCUUUCUCUCUCCUCUACUUCAAUUCCUCUAUAUGCACUGAACCACAAAGUUCCCUCAUUUGUACGAAGGAACUAAUUAAAGAAGGAAGCCUCCCUUGACAAAAAAUGGUGAAGUAUCCAAUCUAUUGGGUGGCAAUAUUAUUGUCAAUAUGUUACUCCACAUCAAUAGCAAAUGCAGAAUACCUGAAGUACAAGGAUCCUAAACAGCCAAUUAAUGCUCGAAUUCGUGAUCUUAUGAGUCGUAUGACACUCGAGGAAAAGAUUGGCCAAAUGACUCAAAUUGAAAGGAGUGUUGCCUCCGGCGAUGUCAUGAACAAGUACUUCAUUGGGAGUGUACUUAGUGGAGGAGGGAGUGUUCCUGCUGCAAAGGCCUCCCCUGAGGCUUGGAUCAGCAUGGUGAAUGAGUUCCAACAAGGAUCCCUCUCUACUCGCCUCGGCAUUCCUAUGAUUUACGGGAUUGAUGCUGUUCAUGGUCACAACAAUGUCUACAAGGCUACUAUUUUCCCUCACAAUGUGGGCUUGGGAGCUACUAGAGACCCUGAGCUUGUGAAGAGAAUUGGUGCUGCAACUGCUUUGGAAGUUAGAGCUACCGGCAUUCCUUAUGUUUUUGCACCUUGUAUCGCGGUCUGCAGAGAUCCAAGAUGGGGCAGAUGUUACGAGAGUUACAGUGAAGAUCCAAAAAUAGUGCAAGAAAUGACUCAAAUUAUACCAGGUCUACAGGGUGAUAUCCCCCACAACUCAAGAAAGGGUGUACCCUUUGUUGGUGGACAGAACAAGGUUGCUGCAUGUGCUAAGCACUAUGUUGGGGAUGGUGGCACAACCACAGGGAUAAACGAGAAUAACACAGUUAUUGACUUUCAUGGGUUACUUACCACUCACAUGCCUGGCUAUUACAACGCCAUUAUCAAUGGUGUAUCUACAGUCAUGGUUUCUUACUCCAGCUGGAAUGGUGUUAAGAUGCAUGCUAACUAUAAUCUCAUUACUGGUUUCCUUAAGAACACACUCAAAUUCAGGGGAUUUGUUAUCUCCGACUGGCAGGGACUCGACAGGAUUACUUCACCACCUCACGCUAACUAUUCAAUGUCCGUACUAGAGGGAAUUCAUGCCGGGAUUGAUAUGGUCAUGGUUCCUUACAACUACACAGAGUUCAUCAGUAAUCUAACCUCACAUGUAAAAGACAAUCACAUCCCAAUGAGCAGAAUUGAUGAUGCAGUUCAAAGAAUUCUGAGAGUCAAGUUUCAGAUGGGUCUGUUUGAGCACCCAUUGGCCGAUAAUAGUCAAGUCCACCAGCUGGGAAGUCAGGAACACCGAGAAAUAGCAAGGGAAGCAGUGCGGAAAUCACUGGUGCUAUUGAAGAACGGCAAAGCAGCUGAGAAGCCAAUGCUACCACUUCCUAAGAAAGCACCGAAAAUACUUGUUGCUGGAAGCCAUGCUGACAAUCUAGGUAACCAAUGUGGUGGAUGGACUAUUGAGUGGCAAGGACUUGAUGGCAACAACCUCACUCAAGGGACAACGAUCCUCAAAGCCAUAAAGAAGACAGUUGAUCCAAAGACGGAAGUAGUGUACCAAGAGAACCCUGACAGCAACUUUGUCAAGUCCAACAAAUUCUCCUACGCCAUCGUCGUGGUGGGGGAACGCCCCUACGCUGAGACAUUCGGUGACAGCUUGAAUUUAACGAUAGCUGAGCCAGGUUACAGCACCAUCAAGAAUGUAUGUGGGGCAGUGAAGUGCGUUGUUGUUGUCAUCUCAGGCAGGCCUGUUGUAAUCGAGCCAUAUGUUUCUAAGAUGAAUGCCCUCGUAGCUGCAUGGUUACCAGGAAGUGAGGGUCAGGGUGUUGCUGAUGUUCUAUUUGGUGAUUAUGGUUUCACAGGGAAGAGUCCUAGAACUUGGUUCAAGACUGUUGAUCAGCUACCUAUGAAUGUGGGUGAUCCACAUUAUGACCCACUUUUCCCAUUUGGGUUUGGACUUACCACUAAGCCUAGCAAGGAUUACUAGAAUUCAGCUCACUGUUACCUUUGGCCUUGAUUUGUAGACUUAGUGAUCCUUCUCAUUGUUCCCGAGCUGUAACUGAAUUUUCAUGUUCCAAGUGGAGCACGGCAUUUUCUUGAAAUAAUAGGUUGAUCUAUUUGAAA